GAUAGCGAUACAUCCGUUUUUUUUCGAUUUUAGUACAUGUGAACACCUAGCCGUUUGCAAACGUGUAUGAAUAACGUUAACUUUAAAUAAUGCCACUUACAUUUAUAAAAAGCCAAAAAGGCAAAAAUAUGCUUAUAAAUAAAGGUUUUUUAUUUAGUAUUCAUGAUGUGUAUGAAACAAAAGUAGUAUGGCGUUGUACCGAGUAUAAAAAGUUGUCAUGUAAAAGCCGAUGUCACACAACAACGAAAGACGAAACGGGAUCGAAUUUAAAUGAAACUGAUCAUUCGCAUGCUCCAAACUUAGCCAAAAUUGAGGCCAAAGAACUGGUGAAUACUAUAAAGGAUACUGCUAUAACAGAAAUAACUUCUACAAGAAAUAUAAUUUCAAAUGUGUUGGGUCAAACUUCUGUUCCGGUAAUUGGACAAUUACCUAUUAUAAAAUCAUUGUCAAGGACUAUUCAAUGGACACGAGUAAUAAAAGAAAAUGCUCCAGUUAAUCCAAGUUAUACCAAAGACUUAAUUAUUCCUGAAAUAUAUAAAUUGACUAACAAAAACGAAACAUUUUUGGCAUACGAUAGUGGUAGUAGUGAAAGCAGAAUUUUAAUUUUUACUACUCAGUACAAUUUAAAUCUGUUCCCUCGAUAUUUUCACAAUUAUAUACAAUUCAUUGUUACACACGUAGCUUAGUUAUUCCAUUAGUGUAUAUAUUAAUGACUAGUCGUACAAAGGAAGUAUACGCUGAAGUUUUAAGGCAAUUGCUUGUAUUAAAACCAGAUCUGAACCCCCUUUAAAAUAGAUUUUGAACAAUCCUUUGUUUCUGCGUUCAAACAAAUUUUUCCUAAUGCUCAUAUAAGUGGAUGUUUUUUUCAUUUUGGCCAGUGUGUAUGGUGUAAAGUACAAUCUACUGGGUUACAAAAGAAAUAUGCAGAAGACUCAACGUUUGCUCUCCAUGUAAAAAAUUAUGUGCUUUAGCAUUUGUGCCAGUCCUUGAUGUAGUAAAAUCUUUUAAUACUAUCCUAGAAUCCCAAUAUUUUAUUGAUAAUGAACAAUUGUUUGAACCUAUAGUAGAUUACUUUGAGGAAACAUGGAUAGGUCGAACAGUUUGUAAUAGAAGAAAAAAACCAUUAUUUCCAAUAGAAAUGUGGAACUGUUAUGACAAUGUAAUUAAUGACCAACCUCGAACAAACAAUGCUGUUGAAGGUUGGCACCAUGCUUUCAAUGUAUCAUUGGGAAGUCAUCAUACGACUAUUUGGAAAUUUAUAUCUUUUUUGAAGCAGGAACAGGGGCUCCAAGAAGCAAAACUAGAAAAAAUUAAUCUGGGGGAAAAUAACCCUACAAAAAAAAUAUAAAAACAUAGACCAACGUCUUAAAAAUACAGUAGAAAACUAUGAAACUUCAAAUAUCAUUACGUAUUUGAAGGGUAUCGCUCAUAAUUUUAAUUUAUAAACAUUUGUAUUCUAUAUUAUUACUUUUAUUAUGACGUUUUUGAAAAUUAUGAAAAUAAAAUAACAACUAAUUAAAAUAAAACUAUAUAUUUAUAUUUUAUAUUUUUUUGUUACCGGACAUUUUUUAGCAGGAUAUUUUUGGUACAAGUUCUUUUUGAACCGGACCAAAUGUCGCGGAUCAUUUGUCGCCGGAUAUUAUUUACCGGAUCAAAUAACGGGUCACCGGUCUAGGCAAGAAUGAUUAACACCCUUUGGCAAUCUGGUGUAAACGUUUAUAAAAGAGAUAAAUGCACUUUCAGAUAACAUAUUAAGAUAUUUAUUAUUAUAUUCAUGUACA
This is a messenger RNA of Metopolophium dirhodum (rose-grain aphid), 1781 nucleotides long. RefSeq lists its product as uncharacterized. The coding region runs from base 90 to 686 and encodes 198 amino acids. NCBI's taxonomy places the organism in Eukaryota, Metazoa, Arthropoda, Insecta, Hemiptera, Aphididae. The record is from RefSeq and is a predicted model, not a curated record. The transcript has 2 exons.